AAAUAGAAAAUUUUUAUUCUGGACAAUCGAAACUAACAUAUAUAACAUCAUUCAGUAGUAAGGACUGAUGCCAAAAUAGUUUGUCGUCUUGUGUUUUGCUCACGACGAACUACAGUGCAGUGGUGCAGUUAUAAUCGUAAAAAUACUACGUUUUAUUAAGGCCAGAUGCACACUUUAGAUUCACUGUUAAGUGAAUAAAAAAUCGUGGUAGCAAGUGCGCGUAUAGAGCCAAAACACAAGCAAAAGUGUGUGAGAUGGUUGCUAAAUCUUUUACCUUUUUUUGCCGCCAGUAUUAAUUGUAAAUGAUAAAAGUUAAAGAAAGAAACUACUAACGGAACAAACGGUAAUCAUUCGAUUAUUUUUUAUUAUUACGUAUUAUCGAUGUGGAAAGGAUUCGGUAUAAACUCUUGUAAUCUCGAGUAGCAAAACUAGGAUUAUUGUACAAAAUUCUUUUACAGAAUUCCAAUAAAGAAGGAGGACUUUCUAUUUUCAUAAUAUUUGAUGUGUACAAUAAUAUAAAUAAAAAUACCGCUAUUUUUUCAUUAGAAGCAAGUUAAACCGGACAUAUACCUAGCCAAAGUUGGGUAAAUAUUUAUUACUUUUGUUUAAUAUUUUUAUUAUAAAUGACAAGGCAGUGCGUAGCCAACAGAUGUAAUAUAGUACCUAUACAUACAAGAGUAGGUGUAUAAAAGAAUAAAUUGACUACGUUUUACUGCUGGUUAGAAAAUAUCAGUGGAUGUAAAACAACUGACACGCUUUAUGUCAUAAAACGAAUAGUAAUAGUGUUAAUAAGACUGUGUUUUGAAGACUCAUGAUGAAAAUGGCAAUGCCUCAGAAUGUACCAACGAAGUUGUUAUUUUUCCUAUUGUUUCUCGUAAUUAUGUCAUUUAAUUUGUAUUUGCAAUUUGGAUAUUCAACAAGUAAAGUGUUAAGGGAAACUGAAGACAUCAAAGAAACUGAAAAGAGACUUAUAGUGGCAAAUACAGAUAUACGAAUAUACACUAAUGCAGAACCAGGCAGUAUUGUAAUCAGUAAGGACAAUUUCGUUACUGAAUCACAUAUAUUUCGACGAAUCAAAGAGAUAACUAAAUGUCGUGAUUUGCCGAGGGAGCACAAUAUAAUGCAGUGGGGUCCUUACUGGGUCCUUAGUAAUUUCGUCGCCGCGAAAAGGACAUACAGGUGUGAAGAAAGUGUAACUUUUGCUACUACGGCAACUUACAAUUUUUUGGGCAAUGUUUUGCCGAUUGUGGAAAGUUGGGAUGGACCAGUUAGUGUUGCAGUGUACGCCCCAGGUAGUGACUUUAAUUUGGCCUUAGAAUCCAUAGCCUACCUACGCGAAUGUGGAAAUCCAUUAGUAAGCGAAACGGUUUCUUUUCAUUUGUUCUUUCAAAUGACCUACUUUCCAGACGAGAUUUUGGCGUAUGAAAACUUUCUAUCUAGAAAACCUGUUAAUUGCUCCCAGAAGCCUCCAUAUGAAACAUAUUCAAGCGGUCAGUCGUUCAAAGACAAACACAACGAACCUUUUAUGGUAAACGUAGCGCGUAAUAUAGCACGAAAAAUGUCUGAAACACAUUUUAUACUUUCCGCGGAUAUAGAAAUGUAUCCCAGUUUAAACAUUUCGUCACGAUUUCUUCACAUGAUAUCGAAAGAAGAUCCUGAGACCUAUUCGAAACAGCCAGUUGUUUACGCCAUUCACGGUUUCGAGAUAAACGAAGGGAUGAAACCACCCCUACACAAAAGCGAACUGAGAGAAAUGAUACAUAACAAAACUGCAAUUCGAUUUCAUUUUUACAUGUGCGGCAUAUGUCACAAUUUUCCGCAUUUUGAAUCCUGGUUGAGUAUUGACAGUGAGGAAAUGGAAAUUAGUGAAUGGGUAACACGAACGAAAACUUUUGAAGCGUGGGAGCCGUUUUUUAUAGGUACCAACCAAGAUCCAUGGUACGAUGAGAGGGUUUCAUGGGAAGGGAUGCGAGACAAACGUAUACAGGCGUAUGCGCUAUGUCUCCUAGGAUAUAAAUUUAACGUACUCAGCGAUGGCUUUUUGAUUCAUAAACCAGGAUAUAAAGAAACUGAAUAUUUUGGAAACAGGUUGAAGGUUUCACUAUCAAUGGCAGAAACUAUUGAAACAGAAUUCGUACCACAGUACAGAAAAUUUUACGGAAAUAAUCCGGCUUGUGUUGUUUAGAAAUGGUCUCUUUAAUCAAAUAUAUUUUCCGUUAUCUUUGUUUUGUUUUCGUAUCAUUUUGUACAUAGGACUGUGCUAAUUAUUAUAAAUUAGCGAAAAAUGAUUAAUGGUUAAAUUUAGAUGU
Molecule: messenger RNA, 2309 nt
Organism: Agrilus planipennis (emerald ash borer)
Lineage: Eukaryota; Metazoa; Arthropoda; Insecta; Coleoptera; Buprestidae
Product: beta-1,4-glucuronyltransferase 1-like
Exons: 3
Coding region: 812-2185 (457 amino acids)
Source: RefSeq, a predicted model, not a curated record